Hypoxylon fragiforme is the source of this 937-nucleotide messenger RNA. RefSeq names its product putative cytosine deaminase. Gene Ontology annotation, cellular component: cytoplasm; nucleus. NCBI's taxonomy places the organism in Eukaryota, Fungi, Ascomycota, Sordariomycetes, Xylariales, Hypoxylaceae. The transcript has 5 exons. Gene Ontology annotation, molecular function: diaminohydroxyphosphoribosylaminopyrimidine deaminase activity. The record is from RefSeq and is a predicted model, not a curated record. The coding region runs from base 292 to 777 and encodes 161 amino acids.
CUAGGUGUGAAUAAAUACUGUGGUGGUGCUAGGCCUUAGGUGACCUAGUAUAUGUAGCCAAAAGGGCGGGGACAGUUGCUUAUCUUCAAAAAUUACUUGGUAUCUACAACGGCGUUAGGUAAUUGAGUACUACUUUAGAUAUCGUGUAGUUUUUUUUCCACCGAGGACUAUUUAUUCUUUUUAUUUUAUUAUAGCUUUGCCAAUGCAACUAACCUCCUCCUGUAUCGUAACGUAUACCUAUAUCCAUACCUUUUAAAGAAAAGAAGAAAAAAAAAUAUAGAAUAAGAAAAGAUGGACGACUCCAAGGGUCUCGCGCUCGCUAUCGAGGAAGCCACAAUAGGCUACCAGGAAGGAGGUGUUCCGAUCGGCGCCGCCCUCGUCGCCGCUGACGGCACGGUCCUCGGUCGCGGACGCAACAUGCGGGUUCAGAAUGGGAACCCGAUUCUUCAUGGCGAGACGUCGUGUCUGCAGAACGCGGGCCGGCUGCCUUCGUCGGCGUAUAAGGGCAGCACCAUGUACACGACGCUGUCGCCGUGCGAUAUGUGCACCGGCGCCUGCCUCCUCUACGGCAUCGCCCGCGUCGUCAUCGGCGAGAACAAGACGUUCGUCGGCGGCGAGGCGUACCUGAAGCGGCGCGGCGUCGAGGUCGUCGUGCUGGAGUCGGCCGAGUGCAAGGAGUUGAUGGAUAGGUUUAUCGCGGAGAAGCCUGAGGUUUGGAACGAGGAUAUCGGUGUCGAGGAGAGAGUUUAUUCUCGGGAGAACAUUAAGGUGAAUUAGGGGUCUGGUAUCAUUAUUUAUAGGUCCUAGGCAGAUGUGAACAAGAAGUUAUAUGCAUGCCUUGAUCACUUAUCACUAAAUGGUGCCUGGCUAAAGAUCCGAACACGUCUUAUAGAACAUAAUCAACUAAGCAAGGCAUAGCGAGUUCGGUACCAUAAAU